Messenger RNA from Rhagoletis zephyria (snowberry fruit fly), 2546 nucleotides. RefSeq names its product RuvB-like helicase 2 rept (gene rept). Gene Ontology annotation, molecular function: ATP-dependent activity, acting on DNA; ATP hydrolysis activity; ATP binding. The record is from RefSeq and is a predicted model, not a curated record. Lineage: Eukaryota; Metazoa; Arthropoda; Insecta; Diptera; Tephritidae.
GCCAAACGCAAAAUGCAACCAUGCGUUACGAAUGUCAACUAAACAGAAGAAAAACACGUUAAACAAAUGAAAUUGCAGGCGGCCGGCAGAAUUUCCUAGCAACGAAAAAACAGUCCGAUUUGUAGAAAUUUUCAGGCACAAUUUUAAAAUAAAUCGCUCGCUGGAAAAAUAUUUGUGAAAAAUGGCAGAUGGCGAUAAGAUUGAAGUGCGUGAUAUAACACGUAUUGAACGCAUUGGCGCGCACUCGCAUAUACGCGGUCUGGGUCUGGACGAUGUGCUGGAAGCGCGUGCUGUAUCACAAGGCAUGGUGGGUCAGAAGGAUGCUCGCCGCGCUGCCGGUGUUGUAGUGCAAAUGGUGCGUGAAGGUAAAAUCGCUGGACGUUGCAUAUUGCUCGCUGGUGAGCCAAGUACUGGUAAGACAGCAAUUGCAGUAGGUAUGGCACAAGCGCUCGGAACAGAGACACCAUUCACCAGCAUGUCUGGUUCGGAAAUAUACUCGCUGGAGAUGAGCAAAACAGAAGCUCUCUCGCAGGCGCUGCGCAAGAGCAUUGGUGUGCGCAUUAAAGAGGAGACUGAGAUUAUUGAGGGUGAGGUAGUUGAAAUCCAAAUUGAUCGGCCAGCAACUGGCACGGGUCAAAAGAUUGGAAAGGUUACUCUGAAAACCACAGAAAUGGAGACAAACUACGAUUUGGGCAAUAAGAUUAUCGAAUGUUUUAUGAAGGAGAAAAUUCAAGCAGGCGAUGUUAUAACAAUCGAUAAAGCUUCGGGCAAGGUAACCAAAUUGGGUCGUAGUUUUACACGAGCACGCGAUUAUGAUGCCACCGGGGCACAAACGCGCUUCGUGCAGUGCCCUGAAGGUGAACUACAGAAGCGCAAGGAAGUCGUGCAUACCGUGACUCUACAUGAGAUCGAUGUCAUCAACAGUCGUACACAUGGCUUCCUCGCACUAUUCUCAGGUGACACAGGGGAAAUCAAGCAAGAAAUACGCGAUCAAAUAAACAAUAAAGUGCUCGAGUGGCGGGAAGAGGGCAAAGCUGAAAUAAAUCCAGGUGUACUCUUCAUCGAUGAAGUACACAUGCUGGAUAUCGAGUGCUUCUCCUAUCUCAAUCGUGCGCUCGAAUCCGACAUGGCACCCGUAGUUGUGAUGGCCACCAAUCGCGGUAUCACGCGCAUACGCGGCACCAACUAUCGCAGCCCACAUGGCAUACCGAUCGAUUUAUUAGAUCGUAUGAUUAUCAUACGUACAGUACCCUAUUCGGAGAAGGAAGUUAAAGAAAUAUUAAAAAUUCGUUGCGAAGAAGAAGAUUGUCUCAUGCAUCCGGAUGCGUUGACCAUUUUAACGCGCAUUGCCACUGACACUAGUCUACGUUAUGCGAUACAAUUGAUUACCACAGCGAAUUUAGUGUGCCGACGACGCAAAGCCACAGAGGUAACCACUGAGGACGUGAAGAAAGUUUACUCAUUGUUCUUGGAUGAGAAUCGCUCGAGUCAAAUAUUGAAGGAGUAUCAAGAUGAAUAUAUGUUUAAUGAGAUACAGGAUACUAACGAGUGUGAAGUUGUGACAAAACGAGAAGACGCUGUUGGUGGUGAUGAUCAACCAAUGGAACACUAAAUUAUAGUGAAAGAAAGAUGGGAAUUUUAAUGAAGUCUACUUGCAUACAUUCGAGCACACUUGAACUUUGAGUUAAAUUAAAAAAAAAGCACUGCAUUGUUUUAUGAUAAUAAAAAUAUGUAGUCUAGAAAGGCUUUCAAUAGAUGGUUUGGUUAGGGGCUAUGACUGUUAUGAAGGCACAUAACAACAGUGAAAUUUCACGCCUAUCAAUUUCCCAAAGUCAAAUAAGUAAGUAAUACAAUUUUUUGGUGUAUUAGAAGAAAAUUGGCUUAUUUAUUUUACGAAUUGAUCCAAUGUUAAUCCCAUUUUUAUCUUAAAAAACCGUUCACAGUUUGGUGCAUUCAUACAUUUCAUAUGUUUGUAUGUAAGUACGAGUAUUAUGUGAUCGGAAAGUAAUAAACAGUUCAGAUAUAUUUCUUAGUUGGUUAAUUGAAGUCAACGAUUGUAAAUAUUGUAUAUUUUACUAUGCUUCUCCACUGACGUUCAACAACUACACUAAUUGCUUAAUUAAAGAGUUUGGUUGCAUUGAAACUUUUAAUAAUUAUUAUUCGAAUACAUGGUUUUUUUAUUCAGAAAAUUAAGUAUUUAACUUAUGCAAGAAAACGUCUAUUUUCGUCAGCUAAAAAAUAUAUUUAUGUAUAAACUAUUAGGCGUGCCUGAGAUUUGUAUAAUAUAAAAUAAUUCAAUGUGUUAUAAUAGACUUUUACUGACUAGAAGGAUGUGCCACUGUCAAAUACAAAAAAAUACUAUUCUUUAAAAUUAUACAGCUUUUCUGACAAUGAUAUCGGAAAAAAUUGCCUCAAGUUUAAAAUAUUGCUAGUAAUAAGCUUCUUGCAUUUUGGUGAAAACCACUUACUGGAAAUUAAACCAGCUGAUUUUUUAAUACUUAAGUUAACAGAACCAAGGUAGGCAGCCAAUGCGCUUAUAUAAAAAA